CUUUAAACGAGGAAACAGCAGAGAAAGCGAUUCUCACCUUGUUCCUGCUGGAGCGGCUUCUUACUUCCCCCUCCCCUGUUUUUAAUAAUUCCUCUGCAGCCGGAAAUCAUCAUCAUCAUCCGAAUAAUAAAGCAAAUCUCUUCCUGCUGCCAAACUCUCCCAGUGUUUGUGCCUCUGCCCCCUGCAAUCUCUCCUCCUGGGCCCGGAGGGCUGUGCGCAGCCGGGGUGUGGAGGAGUGUCCUCGGCUCGCAGUGGAUCUCUGAGCCGGGGCUGUGCUUCAAGAGCCGGGCACAUCAGCAUGACUCACUCCCCGGUGCAGACCGGCCUGCCUGGGAUGCAGAGUUUAAAAGCAGACCCUGAGGAACUGUUCCAAAAACUGGAGAAAAUUGGUAAAGGAUCAUUUGGAGAAGUGUUCAAAGGAAUUGACAACAGGACUCAGAAAGUAGUGGCUAUAAAAAUUAUAGACUUAGAAGAAGCAGAAGAUGAAAUUGAAGACAUUCAACAGGAAAUCACCGUUUUGAGCCAGUGUGAUAGUCCAUAUGUAACAAAGUAUUAUGGUUCUUAUCUUAAGGACACAAAAUUAUGGAUUAUAAUGGAAUAUCUUGGAGGGGGCUCUGCUCUGGACCUGUUGGAGCUCGGCCACUUAGAUGAAACGCAGAUUGCAACAAUCUUAAGAGAGAUAUUGAAGGGACUCGAUUACUUGCAUUCAGAAAAGAAAAUCCACCGGGAUAUUAAAGCUGCCAAUGUCUUGCUGUCUGAACAAGGAGAAGUAAAACUAGCUGAUUUUGGUGUAGCAGGCCAGCUCACGGACACUCAAAUUAAGAGAAACACAUUUGUGGGUACACCGUUCUGGAUGGCACCAGAGGUCAUAAAGCAGUCUGCAUACGAUUCUAAGGCAGACAUUUGGUCCUUGGGCAUAACAGCCAUUGAACUUGCUAAAGGAGAACCGCCACAUUCAGAACUGCAUCCUAUGAAAGUAUUGUUCCUUAUUCCCAAAAACAACCCUCCCACGCUUGAAGGGAACUACAGCAAAAGCCUGAAGGAGUUUGUGGAAGCGUGUUUAAACAAAGAGCCCAGCUUUAGGCCUACAGCUAAGGAACUGCUGAAACACAAAUUUAUUGUCAGAAAUGCCAAGAAAACAUCUUAUUUAACAGAGCUCAUUGACAGAUACAAGCGCAUGAAAAUAGAACAGGGUCAUGGUGGCUCCAGUUCCGACCCUGAGGAAGAUGAUUAUAGUCAAGAUACAAGUGACAAAGAUGAUUGGAUAUUUACGAAAAAAGAGGUAGACCUUAAGAAGUUGAUGAAUGGAGAAGGUCAAUUUGAAGCAUUAGACCAAAAUCAAGUUAAAGAUAUCCCAAAGCGACCUUUGUCCCAGUGUUUGUCUACAAUAAUGUCACCCUUAUUUGCAGAGUUGAAAGAGAAGAGCCGGGCUUGUGGGGGCAACGUAGGGUCAAUAGAGCAACUGAGAGAGGCAAUUUACUUAGCUGAAGAAGCCUGUCCAGGUAUCUCGGACUCCAUGGUGUCUCAGCUUUUAUUGAGGCUUCAAAGGUUUUCAGUCAAUGGAGCAGACUCUUCCUCACACUGAAGAUUAUUUUUGUUGAUAAAACUGAUGGACCUUUCAUUGUUCUCCUUAUCAGAUGUUCCUCUGUUCACGGAGAGUCACGGGAUGGGGACAUACAAGACGUAUUAGUGACUCUUAGAUUGGGUGUCUCCUUCACCUUAUUAAAGCUAUAGUUUUUAAGUUUUUAAUUUGUUUUUCUAAUCAUAGGACAGAUCUGAAAAACAAAAACAAAAAAAAUGUAUGUACUGUGAUGAGGCAGAUGAAGAUAUUGUGAAACCUCAGGUAUCUUGCUUUAAGCACUCAGCUUCACUGCGAGAUGUAAUAAAAACUGUUGGAUAUCUGUACAGGAAUGUGUAUAUAUAUAUAGUAUCAUUUUUACAGAAAUCUGGAGUAAUUUGAGCAUGUCUAAUGCACCCCUGAGAAAGUAAGUCCACCUGUAGAUAAUGUUAAUGGAUUAAAUAUUUAAAAACACAUAUAA
Molecule: messenger RNA, 2039 nt
Organism: Spea bombifrons (plains spadefoot toad)
Lineage: Eukaryota; Metazoa; Chordata; Amphibia; Anura; Pelobatidae
Gene: STK24
Product: serine/threonine kinase 24
Exons: 11
Coding region: 299-1585 (428 amino acids)
Biological process (GO): protein phosphorylation
Molecular function (GO): protein kinase activity; ATP binding
Source: RefSeq, a predicted model, not a curated record